This is a messenger RNA of Pseudopodoces humilis (Tibetan ground-tit), 1748 nucleotides long. NCBI's taxonomy places the organism in Eukaryota, Metazoa, Chordata, Aves, Passeriformes, Paridae. The record is from RefSeq and is a predicted model, not a curated record.
AUGGCCAGAUGGAGGAGGAGGAAAAGCCCCGGAGAUCCACAUGAGGAGGGGCUGCAAACCCAGCCCAGGGAGCUGCAAGGAGGAAAGAUCGCUCCUGUGCCAGGAAGGUGGCCAGAGAGAUCCUGCCGGAGCUCAGAGCUGGGGGAGAGAGCUCAUGGCAGGGAGAAGCCCCACAAAUGCUUGGAAUGUGGGAAGGGCUUCAGCUGGAGCUUCAAGCUGAGGGAACACCAGAGGAUCCAUCCUGGGGAAUGGCUCUGGGAGUGUGGGGAGUGUGGGAAGGGCUUCAAGAAUAGUUCCCAUCUGAUCUGGCACCAGGUGAUUCACACUGGGGAGAGCCCCUAGGAGUGUGGGGAGUGUGGGAAGAGGUUCAGGAAGAUCUCUGGCCUGAUUAACCACCAUAGGAUCCACACAGAGAAAAAGCCUGGAAAGUGCUUGGAAUGUGGGAAGAGCUUCAGUCGCAGCUCCCACCUGAUCUGGCACCAGAACAUCCAUACAGGAGAAUGCCCCAGCGAGUGUGGGGAAUGUGGGAAGAGCUUCAUUGAGAUGUCCAAUCUGAUUUGUCACCAGAAGAUCCACACAGAGGAAAAGCCCUACACGUGUGGGGAGUAUGGAGAGGGCUUCAGCUGGAGCUCCAACCUCGGGGCACACCAGCACCGGCACAUCCACACUGGGGAGAGGCCCUACGAGUGUCCCCAGUGUGGGAAGAGCUUCUCACAGAGCUCAGCCUUGACCAAACAGAUCUUCCUGACUCCCCAGCUGGUGAAGAAGCUUCAUGGCGGGGAGAAGCCCCACAAGUGCAUGGAAUGUGGGAAGGGUUUCAGAAAGAGCUCUGAGCUGAUCCGGCACCAGGUGAUUCACACUGGGGAAAAGCCCUACGAGUGUGGGAAAUGUGAGAAAAGCUUCAGCCAGAAGGGUCACCUGAUGCAACACCAGGUCAUCCACACCGGGAAAAGGCCCUAUGAGUGUGGAGAAUGUGGGAUGAGCUUCAGCCAGAAGGGCCACCUGAUGCAGCAUCAGAGGAUCCACACUGGGGAAAAGCCCUACGAUUGUGGGGAAUGUGGGAAGUGCUUCAGCCAGAGCUCUGGCCUAAAGAAACACCAGAUGAUCCACACUGGCGAACGGCCGUAUGAGUGUGAGGAAUGUGGAAAGAGCUUCAUCCUGAGUUCCCAGCUAAGGGAACACCAGAGGAUCCACACUGGGGAAAAGCCCUACAAGUGUGGAGAAUGUGAGAAGAGCUUCAGAGAAAGCUGGGCCCUGAUCCGGCACCAGGUGAUCCAUACAGGGGAACGGCCCUACACCUGCUUGGAAUGUGGGAAGAGCUAUGGGUGGAGGUCUGAACUGAGAAAACACCAGCGCAACCACACUGGGGAGAGGCCCUAUGAGUGUCCUGAGUGUGGGAACAGGUUUCAGACCAGCUCCGAUCGCCUCAAACAUGAGCGGAUUCACACAGAGGAGAGGCCCUUCCGGUGCCCCGACUGCGGGAAGGGCUUCAAGCACAACUCCAACCUCACCGUCCACCGGCGCAUCCACAGCAGGGAGAGGCCCUACGAGUGUCCCCAGUGUGGCAAGAGCUUCUCCACAAGCUCAAUCUUGAUCAAACACCAACAGAGGCACCAGUAAGGGAAGCCCUGUGAGUGCCCCGAGUGCAGGAAGAGCUUUGUGCGCUGCUCCAGCUCCAUCCCCCAUGGGAGGAUCGGCGUUGGAUGAUCCCCAGUGACCCGCGUUGGGCAGAGCCCUGGUGAUCCAUG